This is a messenger RNA of Moneuplotes crassus, 1374 nucleotides long. The record is from the annotation of a GenBank genome assembly. Lineage: Eukaryota; Ciliophora; Spirotrichea; Euplotida; Euplotidae.
CUAGUAAUAAGGAAUUUAAAAAUGUGGCAACUUUUAUCAGCAGCAAUUUCAUUCAUUAUCCUGCACUACCUCCUCGGCAUAGGACGGGAGGUAGCUCACAGUGAGAUUGUAGGAGGAAGUAUAAGUGAUGUGUGAACCACGGUGGAGGAACUUAGGGUUAUAAACUAUGAAAUUCACCCGCAUUUAAACCGGCUAAGGGGGUCAGAGUUUUUCAGAAUUUUUAGAGUAAAUUUAGACAGACGAUGUCCCUUCUGGGAAGCAGAAGGCAGAUGUAUCACUAAUAAAUGUACAGUAGACGAGUGAGAGACUAAAGAGGUCCCUCAACAGUUUAAAAUGUGUAAUCAGACCUUUGACGUAGAGAAGGAUCUUGAGGAAUCAGAAAUGACUAUGAUUAACUCUUUCCUACCUAAUAUGCUAGAAGAUGAGUGGAUGAGGAUUGAGGAGAACGAUCAAGAAGCUAUUUUUGUAAACAUCUUGAAUAAUGGGCAUGCAUGGACCUUCUUCAACGGAAGUCAUAUUUGGGACGCAAUUUAUACAAGCAGUUGUAACAAUACUCCAAAUUCUAACAAAAAUUCAGGCUUGAGACAAGAUUUUACAAGAAAUCAUAGUGCAAAGGACUGACCAGAAAACCCAGUUCUCUACAGACUCAUAAGUGGGGUACAUGCUAAUGUUAACCUUCAUAUUACUCACAAUGACUUUGAUCUGAACGGAGACCCUCUUCCUCCGAAUCACGAUAAAUAUUUAGAAAGAGUAGGGUUUCACAAAGAAAGGCUUGAAAACCUAUUCCUUGCUUAUUCCCUCACGUUACAAGCAAUCAACAGCCUAAAUGGUAAAGUUGAAGAGUUCUCAUACAUUGCUGAUAAUCCUCAAGCAGAUCAGGAAAUGAAGGAGACUCUUCAUGCUCUGAUAGAAGACUCCAUUAAGGUAUGCAAGAACCCUUUCUUAGCUGAUAAGUUGUUUGAGGCUUUUCCUAAGCAAGAAUUUAUUAAGAAGAUCAAACCGAUAUUUUAUAAUAUCACUAAAAUCCUUGAUUGAGUCACAUGUGAAAAAUGCAAAUUAUACGGUAAACUCCAAUUCACAGGUCUUACAGCUGUCAUGAAGAUCAUGUUUGGGCAAGGAAAUGAGUCAAAGCUCACAAGAAACGAGAUGGUUGGAUUGAUCAACCUCAUGGCUAAGUUAGCUGAUUCAGUAGAAUGGUACUUUGAAUACUUGGAAUAUGAGAAAACUAUGCUGUAUAAAAUACGAAAUGCUAUUAAAACAGAGGCACCAAUAUUACUCAUCCUCACCCUGUUUUUGAUAUAUACAAUAUCCCAAUCUCGAGAGGCCAGACCUUUUCAAGCACCUCUAACAUUCUUAGAUAAAAAGCAUCAAUAA